Ascochyta rabiei is the source of this 1170-nucleotide messenger RNA. RefSeq lists its product as uncharacterized. Lineage: Eukaryota; Fungi; Ascomycota; Dothideomycetes; Pleosporales; Didymellaceae. The record is from RefSeq and is a predicted model, not a curated record. The transcript is spliced from 6 exons. The coding region runs from base 1 to 1170 and encodes 389 amino acids.
AUGUCGACCUGGGAUGCGCUGCUUGCUGAGAUGAUACAGAAGGCUCCAGAUCCGCAUGAGCCCCUACCUCUCUCAAAUCGCAAGGAAACGAUUUACGGCUCGAUUAUUCCGUUCUUGGUCGUGACUUGGAUCGCGGUCGUCUUUCGACUGUGGGUGCGCUUCAGAAUAGUCCGAGAACCAGGUUGGGACGACUUCUUUGUGAUCCUCUCCGCGCUCAGCAAUACAGCAGCAACAAUUACAGUCUGUCUCUCUGUUGACCAUGGGUUUGGACAGCAUAUGCUGUACAUCGGCAUAGACAACAUCGAAAACUACCUUCAAUCGUUUUAUAUCGAACACAACCUCUACCUUACCGAGACUGCACUGAUCAAGGUGUCACUUCUACUGCAGUACCUCCGCAUCUUCAAGGCUGGCCGCAUGAGAUGGCUUUGCUUGGGCCUUCUGGCCGUGGUCAGUCUUUGGGGCUUGGCAUUCAGUAUCAUGGGCUGGUUUUCAUGCUCUCCUGUUGGUGCCUAUUGGCAUCGCACAGUCGAGAGCAAGUGUUAUGGCUUUGGCUUUGGUGACCGCGAAACCUUUAUCGCCAUGUUCGAGGCGCACUCCGCCAGCAAUAUGUUCUUCGAUCUUGCCAUUUUUAUGACGCCCUUGGUACUGUUUCGCACACCUAACUUGAACUUCAGAAACGUAUUGGCCUUGGCCGGUGUGUUUGCGUUUGGAGCAUUAGUCGUCAUGCUGUCGGUAUGGCGCUUGUACUCCAUCGUCGAUCACAGCGCCGGUCUUUCCCCUUAUCCUGAUUUCACAUGGUGGACUCCUGUUAGCAUCAUUAUUUCAUGUCUCGAGAUCGACCUAGCCAUCAUUUCCGCAUCUAUUCCUAUAUUCUGGCCAGUCGUGCAAAAGUCAAUCUCUGCCAUAUUCAUCAACCACGAGAUUGAGGUGGUUGAGACUCGAAUCGACAGCCACGGGUUGGCUUACGAGCUGGAACAUACCAAGACCAGAGGAAAUCAAAGCUUGAACAGUAGCAGCGGAACCUCGACACACGAAUUGACGAACGAUAGAGAAGAUGGCUUCAAAGAACCGUAUUCCGUUGGUAUCGACCCUCUUAGCGUCGAAGCGCGGGGUGGUCAGGGUUUGUAUACCAACAUCAACAGCCAACCGAAGAAGAGGUGGGAGAUCUAG